Molecule: messenger RNA, 895 nt
Organism: Bufo bufo (common toad)
Lineage: Eukaryota; Metazoa; Chordata; Amphibia; Anura; Bufonidae
Product: calcium-binding protein 2-like
Exons: 6
Coding region: 107-805 (232 amino acids)
Molecular function (GO): calcium ion binding
Source: RefSeq, a predicted model, not a curated record
AACAGUUGGACAGUAUGAAGUCUAUUCAGUUCUUCGAGUGGAUGUCUAGUGCAUGGUUAGAAAGAGAGACAGACACAACUAAUACAAGUAGAGAGACAGAAAAGUCAUGUUCUUCUUCCUGAGAGAAACCCAACGUUCUUUGAAUCAGAGCAAUGAGAGCGCGACUGCACGAUCAAGCAAGAAGGGUUCUCGAAAGAAGCCCAUGAAAUCAAGAUCCAAAAGCAAAUCUGGAGAUGCAUCAGAAAGUCAGACACAAAGAGAAGAGAAAGUCCCUGCAAGUGAACAGAGGAUUCCAAUUCCUGAGACCCCUGUGCUACGGUCUCUAAGGGAGCGACUAAAGCGUAGCACAUUAAAGGAUAGAGAGCUGAGACCAGAAGAGAUUGAAGAGCUGAGAGAAGCCUUCAAGGAGUUUGAUCGUGACAAGGAUGGCUUCAUUGGAUACAAGGAGUUGGGCGAGUGCAUGAGAACCAUGGGAUUUAUGCCUACUGAAAUGGAGCUCAUUGAACUCUCUCAGAAAAUCACAGGGGGUAAAGUUGACUUUGAAGACUUUGUAGAGCUGAUGGGACCAAAACUUCUUGCAGAAACAGCUGACAUGAUUGGUGUGAAGGAACUGAGAGAUGCUUUUAAAGAGUUUGAUUCAAAUGGUGAUGGCAAGAUCAGCACACGGGAACUGCGGGAGGCUAUGAAGAAACUCCUUGGUCAGCAACUUGGUCCCUGUGAAGUUGAUGAAAUCCUGAAAGAUGUGGAUGUCAAUGGGGAUGGACUUGUAGAUUUUGAAGAGUUUGUACAUAUGAUGUCUCGCUGAAAAGCUGAAGUGAAAUUUGGAGUAGCCCCGUAGAGGAGGUUGUGUGUUUGACUUUCAUUAUACCAAAUAAAUGUAUAUUAUUGUACUGAG